GUCGGCGUAUGCGGGGGAGAAGUGGAUCUGCUCGGAGGAUAUGCCCCGAUGCUUGUGCUAAAUUCGACCGACUCACCAACUUCGAUGGAGUGGUUUUGUCCAGGCCAGAGAAAUUGUGGUUACGCACUGACAACGUUGAUUGGAUUCUGGUUUGGCAAUGCCUGCACUCGUGUAAAGUUAUCGUGUUUCGAAAGUGAAUUCCCUGGUGUAGAGCAAAAAAAGUUGAGUUACCAGGCAGUGUUCUGUCGAGUGUUAACUUGCGCUGCGUGUUUGAGCAGUUGGGUUGUAAGUGCAGUGCGGCACUGAUUCAAGAGGUGCUUGUGAUAUUGAUUGUCAAGUCGUGCGCUUGUAUCGAGCGUUAAUAGGGCAGGCGCUCGUUGCAUUGAUAUGGUUGAGAGUGCCAUUGGCGACGUCGUACUUGGAGUCCGUACUGUGGCCUAUCGUGAGCGGUUUUGAUCAGAGAAAGGACUCAAGGGGGAUUUGUCAACUGGUGGCUAUUGUGGUGUUCGUGUUGUCCAGCGGAAGCAGUUUGUGGAUGCGGUGUUGCAGAAAAGUGCAGCGUAGGGUAGUACUGAGGCGGCAUUGCCGAAGGCGAUCAAAAUGAUUAGAUUGAGUUGAGCAUUUGUUACGGUCGUACAAGAGAGGCAUUGUCGAGACGUUUAUCAGGAGAGAGACAUCGAAAAUGUUUCGCAUGCAGUUUCAAUCGGUGGACACAGCAUCUGAUAAAGAUGAGGAUUGCAGCAGUUGUAAUAACGUGAAUGAGGCGGUAUAUGAGAGUUACAGAGAGGGGACUGUAGAGGACCGCUGUAAUCAUACCCCGACCGUCUACGAGGGCCGCGUGGGGAGAUUUGGCAAGGUCGAAAAGAUCCUAGGUUCAAACAUCGUCUCGAAUCAUGCACAUCAGUCGUCUUCGUCGAUGAGCCGUGCCGCGAGUACCAACGUGUCCUUGGCAGGUGUCAAUAGUUGGAAGGAGGCUGACCUUAUGAAUUUCCAUGCCCCUUCUCUGCAAGGAGUUACACAAGACGAGAAGAGCCACCAGGCGCUUUUUCUUGAUGCACAAGUGCUUCGAGAUCUUGUGCAAGCAGCCAGUGAAAGUCGUCUAGCUGAUGAGCGAAAGGAUGUUGAGACUAUGUCUAUUUCUUCUCCUGCCGCUCUUUUGUCGAGGACUGACUCAUUGGUGAGCACAAGUAGUUUCAUUAGCGACUCUUCCUCGGAUGAAUCCGGAUGUAGCUUAGGAGAAGCAAAGCUACAUCACAAGAAGCCAACGGAGGAGUUGCUACUUGCUGGACUUGAACGAGUGAAGUUGGAUAACAAGUUGGAAGAAGAGGUCAAGGAUGGAGCCCUCAAACUUGCCGAAGAGGCGAGAAAGGAACGUCUGCGGCAUCAGCGUGAGCUUCGAGACCUAGCAAAUUGCACUCAUGAGGUGUCUCCAUCUGGAAAAUCUUUUCAAAAGAAUUUAACGCGCAAGAUUUUGAGGAAAUCUGGGAUGAAUAGCGUUUAUCGAUUCCUCAAGUACCCCUUCAGAAUUUUCCGUACCCACAAGGACUGUCCUGGAUAUCCUUGCGCUCAACACACUGUGGUUGUUCCAAGGAAAAAUUGUAUCUUCGGUGGGUGUUUCACCUCUUCCACAGAUGAUACAUUACCUCAGAUGAGGUCAGCACCUCGGCAGCAGACAAAGCCCGUCAUGCAGUUCCGCACAGUUCAAUCCACUCAACGUGAUGUACCCGCAUGGACAAUGGAGGAGUACAUGGCAAAGAAUGGAAGGUUACAGAACUGGAAACGCAGGAAAGACGACGAGGAAUUUGGUGGCAUCGAGGGCAAUAAUUUGAUGAACCAAUAUGCUGAUAAUAAUGCCAUGAAUUCCUACGACUCUGACAGUGACUGAGAAUAAGGAUAAUGGCUGGUUGGGACAAUUUUAUGAUGACUUAACGAGCAGUGUCCGCCAAGACGAGAUGUAGCAGGAAGCGGUGGCAGGGAGCAACUCUGCGAAAUUGUGCUUGGAUGACGAUGUUUGGCAACAAACUAAGGACCCCUCAUUGGGUUUGAGCUGUACUCCACCGACUGAGGAACUUACAAGUGCGAAAUGCUUUGCAGCACAUCUACUGAUUAGGUUCCGCCAUGAUGCCGAGUUGGUUUGGGAAUAGGUCAUUCUUGUGAUUUGCUCACAACUCAAUUACGUGCACCAAAUUCCAAAUGUCUUUAGGCGUGCUUCCUCCGGAUUUGAAAUGUGGUUGAGUCGGCCGAAUGAAUUACUCGACAUUGACAACACUAGGCCAGGUGCAGCUGAACUGAAUAGAAUCACAUGAACGGCCAUGUAACGUUAUCAAUCUCACGCUUGCACCAUCGUGUAGUUCAGGAAGAAUUCGGGUUACACCCUCUCAUUAAUGACGUCCUGGUGGUUGGUCUAGCACCAGGAGGAUGUCAUCAAUAUGUAACAAUGUAUAUUACAACAUUCAAUUAAUCCAAUUCUUUCUUCUUCAUGAA
Physcomitrium patens is the source of this 2484-nucleotide messenger RNA. RefSeq lists its product as uncharacterized. The record is from RefSeq and is a predicted model, not a curated record. Lineage: Eukaryota; Viridiplantae; Streptophyta; Bryopsida; Funariales; Funariaceae.